AUGGCUAAUAGUCUUACACGUACUUUCUUAUUUGGUUCACGAGUGGUACAAACAAGCUUUGUACGUACACUCACUUCUCAAGGUUCAAAAGGAAGCGGUACCAAUACUCAAUCAGGUGGUUAUGGUGGUAGUGGUUUAUCAUCUCAACAAUCACGUGGUCGUGGAGGCAGCGGUUCAUCAUCUCAACAAUCAGGUGAUCGUAAAGGCAGCGGUUCAUCACCACAACAAUCAGGUGAUCGCAAAGGCAGCGGUUCAUCAUCACAACAAUCAGGUGAUCGUAAAGGCAGCGGUUCAUCAUCACAACAAUCAGGUGAUCGUAGAGGCAGCGGUUCAUCAUCACAACAAUCAGGUAGUACUGAACGCACUAGUUCAACAAGCCAAAAAACAAAUGUUCUUGGAGCCGAUGGUGCUGAUUAA
Messenger RNA from Rotaria sordida, 417 nucleotides. NCBI's taxonomy places the organism in Eukaryota, Metazoa, Rotifera, Eurotatoria, Philodinida, Philodinidae. The record is from the annotation of a GenBank genome assembly.